GAGGAGGAAAGGAGUGUAAAGAACAGUCAGAAGUUCAGAGAUUUCUGAUUGCUGGUAAAUGACGAUGACCCCAUUUCUCCAUCACCUCCCCCAGCUUGUUUAAACAAAAUUUCUACAAACAGCCCAGAAAAGUGCCUGUAGUCAGUAUCAGCAAACCAAAAACACUCAAAAAUGAGGAUGAGGCCAGCUUUUCAGCGGUUGCUGCUGCUUGUAUGUCACGCGUGUCUGCUCAACACUGUAACAACGGACAAAGUGUGCUCUCAUCCUCCUCCAGAGAACGGUUCAGAGCUGAGUGGAGGACAGCUAUUUUACGAGCCAGGGACGCAGGUUACACUAUCAUGCAGCCAGGGCUACUCAAACGCCGGGGGGUCACGCAAAAUAACCUGCAAAAAGAAUGGAGAGUGGACCGAGCGUGAGCUGAAGUGCUCCCCAAAGCGGUGUCCGGUUCCUGAAUCGCCACAGAACGGAAACGCAGGCUUCAACAACAUUGUUUACAAAAGCGUCAUCAGAUAUUCCUGCAAUGAUGGAUACGUCCUGGUUGGAGCCAAUUCCAGCGAAUGCUUACACACAGCCCAGUGGAGUGAGCCUGCCCCACAGUGUGAACCUGUUACUUGUGGUCUUCCGGAUAUUCCACCUUACGCCAAAAUCGUGUAUGACAAGCAGUUCGAGGAGGACACCGUACAGUUCGGUUUUGGAGGGAUCUAUGAGUGUUUGCCUCCCAUGGUUCUUUUUGGUGAUAAGAGAGCCACAUGCACUGCUGAAGGCACAUGGACGGUACCACCAGUGUGCAAGUUGGUAACAUGUCCUGUGCCCAGCGCAAUAGAGAACGGCUUUCUGUCAUUUGCUGAGAUGCGAGAGCAUGGAUAUAAGGAAAAAGUCAAAUAUGGCUGUCACUACCCCUACCUCCUUGAUGGACCUGCGGAGGUUGAAUGUGAAGAAACUGGCUCAUGGUCCAGAAUUCCUGCAUGUAGAGCUCCUUGCACAGUUGAUAUUGAAAGGGGACGCAUUUUGUACAAAGGCGUGAAGAAAUGGAUUGAGGACUUCAAACCCAACCAGGUGCUGCAUUCGGAGCAGGUCACUGUGUACUGUUUGAAUGAGGAGGGAAACUGCGGUUAUCCUGUGAGCAUGCAGUGUAACGAUGGACACAUGCCGACCCCCGCCUGUUACGAGGAACCUAGUGCCACCAGAUACCAGCUUAAGGCAGGCUCACUCCCAUCUGAGAUCAAGCAGUGCUAGUGAUCACAGGAACAAAGGACACAGAAAGGAUGAAUGGAAAAGGAUGCUUUGAGGUCUGCUUGAAGAAAAACGACAAAUUUUGCCUCCAGGAUUUAAGAUGACUCUUCUAGCACAUUGCAUUAUGAUUCAGUUUUCAUUUUCCACAUUAAAAUGUCUCAAAUAUAAUGCUUUAAAAAUAAAGGUUUUGCAUUUAAUUUACUUAAUAUCUCACUUGUCAUAUGGCAUAUUUCAGAUAUUUCUGGUUUGUUAUAUGUAAGUAAGAGGAAAAACAAAGGAACUAACUUGUCUUUUGGACUUUCCUCAACAUUAAAUGUAACUGGAUAAAAGUACAACAUUUUCUUUAUUAAAACGUUAAAAAUUGAA
This is a messenger RNA of Pangasianodon hypophthalmus (striped catfish), 1599 nucleotides long. RefSeq names its product beta-2-glycoprotein 1. The transcript has 8 exons. The coding region runs from base 172 to 1236 and encodes 354 amino acids. NCBI's taxonomy places the organism in Eukaryota, Metazoa, Chordata, Actinopteri, Siluriformes, Pangasiidae. The record is from RefSeq and is a predicted model, not a curated record.